Molecule: messenger RNA, 968 nt
Organism: Cucurbitaria berberidis CBS 394.84
Lineage: Eukaryota; Fungi; Ascomycota; Dothideomycetes; Pleosporales; Cucurbitariaceae
Exons: 2
Coding region: 406-798 (130 amino acids)
Source: RefSeq, a predicted model, not a curated record
CCGAGUCCGUCCCGCCGUCAGACGAUAGAUUGAUGCCAUGGCCCAUCCCUUGGUCGACGUGGUAGUACCCCACCCGGUCCCGUCCAACGAUAUUGCCACGAUCCACGAAUCCCUUUCUUUCUGACGCUAAAACGAUGCGAAGACGGGCUGCAAUGAUACCCUAGGCCGUGCCGGCGUUUCCAGCUGCAGAAAGAUAUCACAUAUGCUAGGUGAUCACCGCGUCGUGGCUUCAUGGACCACGUAACCCCUUCCUCUGAAAGCGGAAAAUCCCUCAUCUUCCUUGUCGAUGUGUCUCCGCCGAAGAUUAGAAUGGGUCUCGAAGUGUAUUUUCGAGCAUUUCGGGCCUUUCAUUCCAUAUGAGGUUGAGGUUUGUGAAGCGAGAUACAAUCACGUGCCGCUUAGUUCAUGCCGAACAACAGUCCGCUUCACGAGCGUUCUGUUAUGGGGACAAACCAUUGGCCAAUGGCUCCUUCUUCGACGGUACUUCAUCAAUUCGGGACGAAGAACUUUUCCAGCCAAUCUUGGGCGCUAUUGUCCACCAACUCCUCCAUGGCGAAGCUAUGGUCAAGCGUUGUGAGACGCAUGGGCCAGCGCCCGCUCGGCACACUUCAGCGUAUUGGUUGGACCAUCUUCACUCUACUGGUUCUCCAAAUGGCUUCGUGUUCUUGGUUCUUAGGCCGUUACCCGAUUCCUUCACGCUUCACCGAUGGUGCUCGAUCACCCCUCGCCUCCACUAGACUUCCAAGUUGCUACGCUUGGCUGACACAAAUCUUGCAAGCCCUUCUUCUACGGACUUGAGACAUCAUCAGCCAGUCACCUUAUCUGCUCAUCCUGCAUCAGCCUGCCUGGGUUAUUACCUUCGGUCAUCCAUUAUGCCACUUGAGUGGAACACUAGCCCUUACCGCAUUGCAUGUUGCAUUGCACCGUCGGCUCACUCCAUCCAGCUGAUCACCUUCUCCACCCAACGG